This is a messenger RNA of Lodderomyces parapsilosis, 1737 nucleotides long. RefSeq lists its product as uncharacterized. NCBI's taxonomy places the organism in Eukaryota, Fungi, Ascomycota, Pichiomycetes, Serinales, Debaryomycetaceae. The coding region runs from base 1 to 1737 and encodes 578 amino acids. The transcript has a single exon. Gene Ontology annotation, molecular function: protein binding. The record is from RefSeq and is a predicted model, not a curated record.
AUGACUGAGCCCGAGUAUGAUGAUGCAACAUUGGUGUUGUCAAUAAUUGUUUCCUUUUCCAUCACAAUCGUCCUUGCGAUUGUAUUUUGCAUCUACAAGAUUUUCCUUUCUAGAGAUCACAAUGGCGAGUACCAGAGCUUAUCAUCAUCUAUCACCGAUAAUUUGUUAGGAUCACACCUGAAUGAUGUCCCCAGAGAGUUUCUCAACGAUGAAGAGAGUUUGACGCACUUGGCAGAGACGUUUGAUUUUACAGGAUUAUCACCAGAGGAGCAACAGCUGUACCUUAAAGGACAAGAGUUUACUGUGAAUAACCCGCCUGAUUUCACAAAAACUAGGGGAAGAACAUUUUCCGCCGAAGAUGAACGCAUGAUCAAAGAAUAUGGGAUUAAUGUGUUUUCAUUUGAAAUGGAGGAGGAUUUGUUGAAUCCACAUUAUAUCGUUGCUGAUAGGACUGAAUUGAAUUUCAAUAAUAAUGAUUUGCCGUAUUGCACCACAACGGCAAGUUUGAAUUAUCCAUUGCCAGUAAAGAAUAGGGUAUAUUCUGAUACAGUAUACUUUGAAACCAAAGUAUUUGAGUUUGUUCAGGACCCAAAUUCAUCUACGCAACACUUUUCAAUUGGGUUAAUUACAAAGCCAUACCCUACAUCAUUUAGAUUACCCGGAUACAAUAAAUUCUCCAUUGCAUAUGAGAGUACCGGUAACUUGAAAAUUAAUAAACCAUUUCCUACUCCAUUGCAACAACAUCUUUGUGAACAAAGUCAAUAUAAUGCAUUGGUGUUGCCUCCAUUACAAGAAGCAGACGUGGUUGGAUUCGGUUAUGUCAUUCCUUCAGGUACAUUAUUCAUCACCCGUAAUGGGAAAAAACUUUUGGAUGUGAUGAAGGGAUGCUUUGUUGAUUUGUACCCAGCCGUUGGUUGUUUUUCAACAAAUGCCAAAUUUCAGGUCAAUUUGGGCCAAAGUGGGUUUGUUUGGAUCGAAGCAAACGUGAGAAAGUAUGGAUUUGUUUCGACAAGUGAUUACAAAAAGUUGGGAGGUGAACGAGGAUUGGCGAAUUUACCUCAAUACAACAAGGUUCUCAAGGAUAAUAGUGACAAGUUGCUUGACAAAGGCGAAGAAUUACCACCAAGGUACAACCUGGAGGAAGAGCUAGAUUUUUUUGGAAGAAGCUCAACCGUGAGAGUAGGGUCAAGUGCUCAACACAUGAGAAUGAAUGAAAAGGCGACACCAAAAGGUGGUGACAUUGAUGAAGAUGAAGAUGAAGUAAAGAGUAUUGAUAGGACGCAUGUGACCAAUGAACCAGAAGAAAUUAUGGAUUUCAGAGAGAGAAUAUAUGAGCAAAACAUUCGCAAUGAUGUGCUGGACGAUAGUCAAUCAGAGUCGGUUCCAUUGCUUGCGUCGGAAAGUGAAUAUGGUUCUAAUGGGGAAACAGAAACCACUAAAGAGCCAAAUGCGGUAGAAGAAGAAGCUGGUGAAAUGCAGAAAGCAGCUAUCGAAAAUGAAGAAACCCAACUGAGUGAACAAUCACCCGAAACAGAGCCUCAACAAACUGAACCAGAAGGAGCUCCUCGACAAAUUGAACCAGAAGGAGCUCCUCAACAAAUUGAAUCAGAAGGAGCCCCUAAAGUAACCGAACCAGCGAGCCGCGAUGCAACACCUGAAGGCUCCUCUCAACAAUCAAAGAAUAAAAAGAAGAAGAAAUCUGGUAAAAAGGGCAACAAAAAGAAAAAGAGAAAGUAG